AUGGAUAACGAACCGGAUAAUACACUGCGCAUUUUAGUAGCCACAGACAAUCAUGUUGGUUAUCUCGAGAAGGAUGGUUUGCGUGGCAACGACACAUUUACCACACUGGAAGAAAUACUGUUCCUGGCUCAGAAGCACAAAGUUGACUUUUUGCUGCUUGGUGGUGACCUUUUCCACGAGAACCGUCCAUCGAUUUACUGCGUAAAUGAGGUCCUUCGGUUGAUCCGCACCUACUGCCUCAACGACCGACCCGUGCAGUUUGAGCUCUUAAGCGACGCUAAAACCACUUUCGGCACGACCAGUUUUCCAAGCGUCAAUUACCUUGAUCCCAAUCUAAAUGUCGGCAUUCCUAUAUUCACCAUUCAUGGCAACCACGAUGACCCAAGCGGACCCAAGAACGUCUGUGCGCCCGACUUGCUUCACAGCUCUGGAUUUGUUAAUCUCUUUGGAAAGUCCGAGUCAGUGGAAGCCCUGGAAGUUAGUCCUCUCUUGAUAAAGAAGGGUUCAACCAAGGUGGCCUUGUACGGAAUCGGUGCGGUUAGGGAGGAACGUCUGCAUCGUCUCUUCCGCAACAACAAGGUCACGUUUUUUCGACCAGAAACCGACGCAAAUCAGUGGUUUUCGGUUGCAGUUGUCCAUCAGAAUCGCGUGCGCCACGGACCCACGGGCUACCUGCCUGAGCACUUCUUGCCCGACUUCCUGGAUGUCGUUAUUUGGGGUCACGAACACGACUGUCGCAUCGAGCCCGAGUGGAAUUCUUCCCAGAGCUUCUACGUCUUGCAGCCCGGGAGUUCUGUCGCCACUUCGCUCAUUAAUGGCGAGGCGAUAACCAAGGCUGUUGGUCUCUUGGAGAUCCGAGAGCUACAGUUCAAGGUAAGGUAG
Mesocestoides corti is the source of this 882-nucleotide messenger RNA. NCBI's taxonomy places the organism in Eukaryota, Metazoa, Platyhelminthes, Cestoda, Cyclophyllidea, Mesocestoididae. The record is from the annotation of a GenBank genome assembly.